Vespa crabro (European hornet) is the source of this 2257-nucleotide messenger RNA. RefSeq lists its product as uncharacterized. NCBI's taxonomy places the organism in Eukaryota, Metazoa, Arthropoda, Insecta, Hymenoptera, Vespidae. The coding region runs from base 21 to 2216 and encodes 731 amino acids. The transcript is spliced from 3 exons. The record is from RefSeq and is a predicted model, not a curated record.
UUGAACCAAGGGAAAUUCAAAUGAACGAGUCAAAGUUAGAACAAUUAGAGGAUAAGAAAAAUGAUAAAGUACAUUUACAAUCCAAUGAAAGUGUAAUAAACAAUCUAAAGGAAGAAUCAUUGUCAAAGAAUAUUUCAAAAGAUUUAUCGAAUUCAAUCGAUCAAGCUAAAUGUUCGAUUAAUACGUUGAAUCAGAGGAAAACACAAUAUAACUUUAAAGACUCGGAUAAUGUUAAUAAGAUCGGACAGAGUACGACAUCGUAUUUUCGUUCUAAACGAAUUGAUAUCAACAGGACGUCCGUUGAUUAUUCAAAGAGUAAUUCAAACGAUAAAAAUCUAAAGGAUAAUCCAACAGCAAUGUCGAAGUUUAGAUCGGGCACAAAGAUACCUAGAUACAGUAUGUACGAAUCGAGGAAAGAACAGCAAGUAAGGGCUUCCUCGCCUUGCGGAAUAACGUUCGUUAAAGCACGAAAUAAUUCAACGAAGCAAAGAUGGUCCGGUUUCAAUCGAGCUGCCGUUACCAGAUGUUAUACCGGUGGAAGUUCUGGAUGUCACAGCUCAAGAUCUCAAGGAUCUACGCAUCCUUACCCACCUACCUUGCAGACUCGCGAGGUUUCCUCUAAGUGUUACACCAGAGAGAAAGAUCCAAUCGUCAGAUCGAAUAUCAUCGGCUUGUCCUCUAAGAUACUGAGAACGAGAAACUCUGUUACUGAUGCUUUUAUAACUACUAUUAACAUCAACAAUUCAAAACCAUAUACAAAUAUUAAUUCAACGAAUAAGAUUUUCUCAGGAUCGAAAUCAUCGACAGGCAUUCCGAAGACUUCACAAACGUUCGCUUAUGGAUGUUGCAAAAAACCUAAAAAAUGUUGCAAGAAAAAACGUAAAGAAACUUGCGACGAGGCGAUGAUACCGGGGAAAGUGAUUUGUACGAAACCAAAGAAGAGAGAUUGUUGUCCAAAACCGAAAUGUUCCAAACCCAAAAAGAAACCGGAUUGUAAGGAAUUACCACCACUACGUGCAUCCUGCAAUAAAGCUAAAACUAAAAAGAAGAAAAUUUGUAAACGUUAUUGUUGCCCCUCGUUAAAAGAUAGCGAUUGUUUUAAAACGAGAGGUACAUGUCCAGGAAAGAAAUGCAAUGCCGAAAGAGAAAUAAAAGAUGAAUUUAAUGAAGAAACGGAUGACCCUUCUUGCUUGCCACACAAAGAAGAAGUAUCGUAUCAAAGGAAAAAUGAUUGCGAUAAUGAUAAGAACGAAAGGGAUUGUAACUCGGGUCGUAAUAUGUGUACCAGCCCAAAAAAAUGUAUUAGAAGUUUUGAUUGCAUAGAAAAGGAAGAGAGCUGUUUAGAUGUAAUUAAAAAUCAACAAGAGCUUUGUAAUAAGCCUAAGAAGAAAGAUUGUUGUAAACGUAACUCUAGGAGAUCGAAAAGUUGUGGUAACAGACGUUAUCACUCUGGAACGAAAUCUCGUAAGAUAAAAUCUUACGUGACCAUUCCAAUGUUUGAUGUCAGUGUGGUCGCAUUAAGACCAUAUCAAAACGAUGCCGUACUACGGUUCUAUAGCAGUUGUAAAAAUGAUUGGAAGCCACCAACGAUAUGUAAGAAGGAUCAAAACGAAGAUUCCUGCAAGUGUAAAAAACCAGAUCCCCCCAAUUGUUUAAAUGUCAAGAAAUGUGAAGAUUCCACACCGAUAGAAACUACGUGUAUGACAAAGAAGGAUCCUUGUGAUGAUAAACCAAAGGAGGAUCCUUGUGCCGUUACAAAAACCAAUGAUAUAUGUUGCAAAUCAAAAACUGAUGUAUCAUCGUGCAAAGAUCAAAAAGAAGUUCAUCAAGCCAGGUGGGACAGGGAAUUGCGGGAAAUUGAAAAAUGCAAGAACAUUGGUAAAGAAUCAUGUAAGAAGAAGUGCAACAAUUUGGAUAACGUUAUCAGUUCCUGUCAGAAACAUAAAUGCAAUAAGUUCGAAUCGAUCGAUUUAUCCAAUGGUUAUGAUCAUCGAUCUUCCUCCUUUCAACUCAACAAUUCGUUUCUACCAUUUUGCAUCGGAUCAACUGACUCGUCUCUGUUGAACUUCGGAAUGAAAUCUAAUAAUAUUAUACCUAAUCGAUCGUUCUCUAUGACAAAAAUUAUGAAGGAUAUUUACAGAGAGGAGUUGCCGAUUCUCAUUGAAACUGAAUUACCUGAAAAGGAAUGGGCCGACGAGGAGUCCUCUUCCGAAUAAUAAUAAUUUCUUACGAUUAUUUGCUGCCAUUUGUUAAUGAA